This is a messenger RNA of Scylla paramamosain (green mud crab), 1086 nucleotides long. Its product is annotated as elastin-like. The transcript has 4 exons. NCBI's taxonomy places the organism in Eukaryota, Metazoa, Arthropoda, Malacostraca, Decapoda, Portunidae. The record is from RefSeq and is a predicted model, not a curated record. Bases 1 to 948 code for a protein of 315 amino acids.
AUGACGAGGGCAGAGCGCAGGCUCAGAAUUACUUCAGGUUCUGACAUUCCAGAAGUCAAACCUCGUUCUUAUAAAGGCUGUGGUUGCUGGGGGAUCUACCAACCCGGAGCAGCUGGUCCUUUCGGUGUAGUUGAUAUUGGUAGCAGCACACAGACUGUUCCUAUUUCUUUUGGCGUAGUUGACCGCAGCAGCGGCGCCCCGGCUGGUACUUUCGUCCUAGGUGGUAACCUAGGUGGAGCUGGUCAGUUCCCGGGUGUUGGUUCAGCGUCUAAUCAAGCUGAUGGUUGUGGGACUUUCCCUGGGGUGACUACUACGUCUGGGGCUGCCGGUGUCGUGCCGGGGGCUGCCGGUGUCGUGCCGGGGACUGCCGGUGUCGUGCCGGGGGCUGCCGGUGUCGUGCCGGGUGCGUUCUCUAGCUUCGGUGGCGUGUCUGGCGAUGGCAGGGUGGGUUUCAUCUCGCUGCCUUCUCAGCAAGGUGCAACAUUCCUCGGAGGACAAGGCGUCUCCUUCACUGGCGGUCAGGUGUCUGGGCAGGCUGGUGUGUUCGGCGUCGGUCCCCAGAAAGGGUCUGGAUUUCCCUCCCGGGUCAUUCAGGAACAAGCAACUCUCACCCAAACUGUCAUUCGAGACGAAUUCCGGACCCUGACUGACCUGGUCUUGCACAGCGUGGCCGUCACCAGGACGCAGUUCUUGUUAGUCACUACGACUAGAGUCACUACAGUGGUCGUGCCCACGCCCGUUAACCACGCCCUCGCCAUCACCACGUCUGUUGUCGUUCGUUCUUCGUACGUCACUGUCACGGAAAUUAAAUCUGACUUCAGAGUUAAUGUGAGGAUCUUGACGGUUACGUCUCCAGUCAUCAGAACAGUUAUCAGCACGUCUGUGGAGGCUGUCACGAGCUACCACACUGCCACAAGCACUGUUUAUGUUCAUGGUGGAUAUAAUUAAAUAACUUUUCGAUUCUAGUCUGCUGUGUGUAGUCUAUUGUAAUAAGUGAUAAUAAUAAUAGUGUUGAUAACAAUAGAACUAUAUAAGCCUGGAGUAAUACAACUAUGUAAGCCUGCAAUAAUAUAACCAUGUAUGCCU